Messenger RNA from Paramecium sonneborni, 9635 nucleotides. The record is from the annotation of a GenBank genome assembly. NCBI's taxonomy places the organism in Eukaryota, Ciliophora, Oligohymenophorea, Peniculida, Parameciidae.
AUGAACAUAAAAGAAAGAAAAGGAAAAUUCUGCAAAAAUAAAACAAAGAUUUUAUAAUUGUUAUAAGGAUUAGAUUCAAUUCUGAUAAAUAAAGGCAAUCCCUCACAAAAAUUUGUAAUAAAUUUAGAGAAAAAAACUUUAAGAGGUGGCGGAUGUGGAUGGUCGGUAGAAUAAGAUAUUUAAUCUUCUAAUCUACCCUGUUAUAUUCCCCUAGAUUUUUCUUCAAAUAUUAAAAAGUACUCAAAUAUAAUUGCAGAGAAAGCAUCUAUAAUAUUUGAUAAAAUAAAAAAAAAUGAAGUUUUGAUAGCAUUUUUAUGGUUUUAAGAUAAUGCUAUUUAUAUUUAGUCCUUAUGUUAAAAUGAUUAAAUAACCUUAAAACACUAUUCUUUAAUUGAAAAAACUUUAGAAAAAUUAAUGAAAUGUCUUGAUAUUUAUUUACAAAGUUCAGGAUAUUUAUUUUAUUAAUUACUUCAAAUUUGUAAUUGUUUAAUAAGAGUUAUUUUUUCUUAUCAAUUAAAAAAUAAAGAUAGAUUUAUGCAAGAGAAUCUAAAAUAAGUUUUUUUAGAAUAAAUUGCUAAUAUUGAAAGUUUGAUGUAAAUAGAAUCCAUCAACAUAUGGAUAACUGGUGUUGAAUUUGAACUAUAAUUGAUAAAAACGUGGCUAUCUCAUUGUCGUACUAAUUCUAAGAAAUCCAAAUAAUUAGGAUUAGCUGUAUUAAGUGGAAUAGUAUCAUCAAUUGCAUAACUUAAGCCUAGUGAUGAAUUAAUAGAAUCUUUAAUUGAAAGUGCUAAAUUUAUAUUGAUGAACUUUUUUGAAUGUUAUAUAAAGAAUCCAAUAUAAAAAUAUGAAGUAUAUUACUUUUUUGAAAGCUUAAAAUGGGCUAUAUUAAAUUAGUUAUUAUUAGGAUGUUCCGUUUAAAAAUAGAUUAAAUAAAUUGAAGAAGGUUAUAAAAAAUAUAUAGAACCAUCAAAAGAUUGGAUGAUUCAUUUUUGUUGGAUAAAUGUAAUAUCUGACUUAAUUACAUACAGACCUAUAAUUCACUAGAAAAAUAUUUCAAAUAUAAUUAAAUCAAAUUAACCAGUUUAUGAAACUUUUAAAUAGCUAUUAAAUUCUUAACAUAUUAUUUCUAUUCCUUAUGAUAAAACUUAAGCAAGAGUUAGAAUUUUUAAUGUAGAAAAAUCAGACCAUUAAAUAUUUAAGGAAUUAAAGAUUUUUUAAGAGUAUCUCAUCUCUGAAGAAGUUCAUGAACUAAAAUUAUGGUCUAAAUAUAUUAAUUUUGAAAUUAAAAAUAAGCAAAAUUCUAAUAUUAGCAAUCAUGAUUUAAAUUUAUAGUUAUUGAGAAGUUAAACAAAUUGUGAUGAAAUUUUUAAGUUAAAUACAAUUUUAUAAAAAUUAAGAGAUGAAAUUUUAAAAUUAAUUGAUGGAGUAACAUAAAAAAGAAUAUCAUUAUUUAAUACUAAAAAUGAGUAAUAAAUAUAACUUAAAAUCUAAAAAUAAGAUCUAAAAUCUGAUUUGAAAUAAUUAAAAUAAAAAACUUUAUAAUUCAUAUAUGUUUGUAAUGAAAUUGAAAUCAAAUUAAAUCAAGAAAAAGUAAAAAUUAGCAUAAUUAUGGAAAUUUUACAAAAAAAUAGAGAUGCUUGUUUAUCAAAAUCAUAAAAGUAAUAUUAAUCUUGUGGUGAUUUCUCUGAUAAAGUAAAAUAAUCUUUUGAAUAAUUGAAACUCAAUUCAAUAUUUGAUAUUUUGUUUCUCUUAUUUGAAUUUAUAUAUAUAAAUUAUGAUGGUUUAAAGCCAAAGGAUUAAAGUGAAUUAAAUAAAGGAAAUAUUUAUGAUUAAGAUAACUUUAAAUCUACUGUUACUGAGAUUAUUAAUGAAGUCAAUGUCUUUAUAAACUUAAUAAAAGAAUUAUAAUCAAAUUUUACAUCAAUAUUAUCCCAGAAACCAUUUCAAUUCGAAAUUGAAAAAGCGGUAUCAUUAAAAAUUCUUACAGGAAAAUUGUAAGAAAUUUAUUAAUUUUCUUUUUUCAAAUAAAUGAUAGUAUAAUCAAAAGAAUUCAUUUAGUUGAAUUUCUCAAUUGAAAAAUGGGAAUUAGAGUCAAAAAAUUACCAAAAGUAACUAAAGGAGUGUAGAAGUCUUAUUCUAAUUAUUUUUACAAUUUACAAACUUUUAUAAAUCAAUAAUAUUAAAUUAAAAAUAAUUUAAGAAAAAUUAACUAAAUAAUUGAGUUAAAUAUAAGAAAAUAACUAGAAUAGUAAAAAUACAUAAAAUUUGAAAGAUAAAAUUCUUAAAAUAAUAAAAAGUCAAAAAGCAAAAUUAGAAUUAGUUAAAAGUAAAUAUAAUUCUACUGAGACUAAUUAAGGAGAAACUUAAGAAUAUGCUAAUAUUAUUUAAUCUAUACUUUAAGAUAUUGAAUGGAUCUCUAAAUGCGAUUUCGAUUAACAAUUUAAAAAUAAUUUAAUAACUUCUUUUCAAGAAGUAUUUAAUAAAUUAAAAAUAAUUUUAUUUAUACCCAACAAUAAAACUUAAAUUAUAAAAGAAGUGUUGGCCAUUUAUGAUAAAAAUUAUGAAAAUUUGUCAAAUGAAGAUCCAGAUUAAAUUAGCCAGAAUUCUUAAUUAGCAAUAGAAGGUAAGAAACAAUCAAUUAAUAAGCUUGACUAAGAAAAUUAUUUUUCUUAAGAAUCUGAGUUAAUUAAAUCUUUAAGCAAUUUAUUGUAAAUGACGAAAAAAAUAAGAUUUGUAUUAAAAUCUAAUUUAAAUAUUCAAUUAAUAAUGUAAAAUGAUUAAAAUAAAGAAUAAACCUUAAACAAAAAUAAAUAAGAUAUGUCAAAUAUCCAGCCAAUUCUAAAAAACCUUUAAGAGGAAAUUUAAAUAACCUAUUAAUAAUUGGAAAAUAUUAUUUAAAAUAUCUUUGAUUAUAAAGAAGAAAAUCCACUUAAUUAAUCUUAAUAAUGCGAUUUAUGUUAAUCAUAUUUAAUAUUAUUUGAUUCAAAUAUAAAUUAAUCAAAUAUGAUGAACAAUUAACUUGAAGAAAUCACACUUGAUGAGAAUUUGAAUUUUAUGUUUUAACAUUAGAAUUUGGAAUCCAUUGAAAAAUAAAAUUUAAAGAUAUUGACUUCCUUUGAAAAUAAUUCUUAUAAAGUGAGAGAAUUACUUGCAUUUAAUUUGAUUAGAGCUUAAUAUAAUGUUUAGGAAGGAACUAUAUAAGAAAUAUGUUCUAAUCUUUUAAAAUAAAUUUGGAUUGUUGAAAAAAAUCCUAGUGUAAGGAGAGUUUUAUAAAAUGAAGAGAUGAUUGAAAUGCAAAAAUAAAUAUUUUCAAAAGAUCUUUCUUUAUUUUCAAAUUAAUUAAAAAAAGAUAUGACAAAUAAAUUAAAGUAAAUUGAGGAAUUAGAGAAUCAAAUUUUUAAAAAUAAUAAUUCUGAGGAAUUAUAAACUUAGUUUUAGUAAGCUUAUGAUGAAUUUGAAAUAUUUUUAGAAAAUUUAGAUGAUAUGUCUGAAAAUUUAAAGAUUUCAAUGAUAUUUUUAAAAGAUAUUAGCAAAAAUUUAUAAGCAAUAAAAUGUAAACUUGAUCAAUUAAUAAAAAAUGUAUCAUAAAUUGGAAAUGAUGUUAGAAGAUUAAGAGGUAAGAAUAUUUAUGAAUUAUUAUAAAUAAGAAAAGAAAAAGUAUUAAAAUAAAAGGAAGAAAAUGAAUUGAAUUAAAUAUAUAUAGAAUAGAGAACAUAAGAAUUUGAUCCAAAAACUGGAUAAAAAGUAACUGUAGAAAAUGAUUAAAAAACACCUUAAAUCUCAUUUCUGUUAAAAGAUGAUUAAAAUGAUUAUAAUGGUGAAAUAAAUGAAUUUUUAUGGGACAAAAAUGAAAGAUAUAAAGAUGUCUUAUUAUUAAAAGGAAAAGCCGGUUCUGGUAAAAGUAGAGCAGCAAGAAAUAUUGAAGAAUUUUUAUGGAAAUUUGAUACUUUAUAGCCCAAUUGGUAUCCAAUCUAUAUUUCUUUACCUUCUUUAAAUGAUCCAUUACAUAAUUUAAUUGAUUAGGCAUUAGAAUCAGAAACUUACAAUUUCGAUAAAUUAUAAAUAAGAGAAUUUAAAGAGGAAAUCUAAAAUGAAAAUUUAAAAAUUGUUUUGAUAUUGGAUAGUUAUGAUGAGAUGAAAAAUGUAUUUAUUUAAACAAAUUUAAUUACAACAAAUCGUUGGAGUUAAGAUCUAAAUCUUAAAGAAUCUGGAUAGAAACUCAAAGUUAUUAUUACAUGUAGAGAAGAAAUAUUAACUUCUAAAACUUAUUAAUCUUGGUUUUAUGGAAAGAGUAUUGAUUCAUUUAAAGAAGUUUAAUUGGUUCCAUUUAAUUUGGAAUAAAGUAGUCUUUAUAUAAAAUUAUUUAUUAAACUGAGUAUAAGAAGAGAGUUAUCAUAAUUUUAUGAUAUGAUUAAAUAAUUAAAAGGCAGUGGAUUUGUAUUUUCUGAAUUUAGAAACAUUUGCUUAUAACUAGAUAGUUUAAUAGAAGAAAUAAUAACAGCUUCAUAAAACUAGGAAAUCCUAGUAGAGGAUCAAGAUGCAAAAAAAAUAGUAAAGAAAUUAUAAUAAAUACCACAAUGUCAAUUUGUUUAAGAGUAAUAAUUUUUGUAUUUAUAAAAAGGACUUCUUUCUUUAUGGAGCGAAUUAAAAUUCAUCUAAACUAUUCAAAACUUAAAAAUUAACGAUUUUUUGAGAACUCCAUUUAUGAUAGAGAUAAUUGUAUAAAUUUUACCAAAAAUCUCAUAAAACUAUUAACAAUCUUCAACAGUAAGAGAGUUAGUGUAAAAUAAUUAUAAAAAAUUGAAAUAUUAAAUACUUUAAUAACAGCAAACGUUAUAAAAUUAUAAAUAAAAAAACGCAAUUAAAUUAGAAGACACAGUUAAUGAAGCCAUUGAAAAACAAUUAUCUGAAAUCAUGUUUGAAUUAGAAGAACAAUGUUUUUUUGACAAAUACUAAAUAUCUUCAAAAGUAGAGUUUUAGGAUUCAUUCAUAAUACAAUCAAAUGAAAAAUAUCAUUUAAAAUUUGAUGCUGAAGUAAUUUAUUAAGCAUUAAAAAUUAAUUAAUUCACUAACUAUGAUUUUUAUGAAAUGUUUGUUAAUUAUUAUCACUAGCAAUAAAUAUAGAAAUGGAUGGAACUAGGAAAAAUAUCUAAUUAAGAGAUGAUUUCAAUUGAUUUAUUAGAAUUUUCUUAAUCUUUAGCUUUAGAUAUGAUAAUCCAUCAAUAGUUUUAAGUGAAUUAUCAGCCAAAAGGAAGAUUAACGCUUUCUUCAAUAAAUUAAGCAAAUUAAAAAAAAUAGUUAUAAUGGGAAGAUUAAUAUUUUAGUGAAUUAGAUUCUGAUUUUAAUUACAAAUUGUUAAUACGAAAAUGUAGUCUUUUAAGCUCUAAAGGUAGUUAGCAUUCAUUUACUCAUAAAUCAAUUUAAGAAUUUUUUGUUGCAAAAUACAUACUAAAUCUAUUAGAAAAUAUAUACAAUAAGAGGGAUGAAUAAUAAAUUGAUAAAAAAUAACUUGAAAAUAGUUUGAUGAACAAUAAUUCAUUUAAUAUAUCACAUGAACAUUAUUAAGGUGCUUUAUUUUUACUCAAACGAAAACUAUAAAAUAAUAAAGAAAUUACAAAAUAAUUGGUUUCAUUCGUUUAGCUAUCAAAUAAAAAAGAUUCAACGUUUAUUCGCUUAGCCUCAAAUUCCAUAUUUCUUUUAAGUUUUUUAGGAAAGAAUUUAGGAAAUUAAAAUUUUGAUUCAGUUAGUCUGUCAGAAACAUGCAUAAAUGGACUUAGCUUUUGUGAGAGUGUGUUAUCUAAUACCUGCUUUAAUAAAGUUUCUAUUGAUUCAUGUAAUUUUAAUAAUGCAAUCAUUACUGAUGCAAUAUGGAAUAAUAUAAUCACUAAAGAACUUGUCACUUUUGAUUAUAAAGGUGAAAUAUUUUUUGAAAUAGUUUUGAGUGAAAAUGGUGAUGAAUUUUAUACUUUGAGUUCAUUUAAUUAUGAUUAAAUAAUACUAAGAUAAUUUAGUUUUAAAUUAGAUUAAAAACCAAAAGAAAGAAGAUUUAAUGUAUAAUUUAAGGAUAAGAUUAAGUCAAUUUAGAUAGCAAAAAAUUUAUCAAUUAUAUGUUGCACAACCAAGAGUUCAAUAUAACUUUGGAAUUUGAAAGAUUAAAAUAAUAAAAUAAACAAUAAUGAUUGUAUUAUUCUAAGAAAUUUAUUACGUACAAAAGUUACUCUUAGUUCGGAUGGAAGUUAAUUGUUAAUUAACAUGGAUAAUAUAAUUAUUUUGUUAAAUGAAUAUUUUAAUUUAAAAACAAAUAAUACAAUAACAACUACUGAGAAAAUAUCUGAUUUACGAUAUCAGCAAAACCUUAAAAUGGCAAUUUCUUUAAAUGCAAAACUUCUAGCCAUUGUAACAGAUACAAAAAUUAUAUUAUGGGAUAUUCAAGAAUAUCAAAAUAUCAUAAAAGUUCAAGAAAUUGAAUUUAACCAAGAUUAUAUUAUUAGUAUUGCUUUUUCUAAAAAUGGAAAUUAUCUUGUCAUAACCACAAAAUAUUACAACACUAUUAUGGAAACAAACAAUUAAAAAAAAAUUAAUUAAAUUUGUUCUUUUUUUAGCUUAAGCGAAAAUUACACAGCAUUGAUUUCUCCUGACAACAAUUAUAUCACUUUUUAUGGUAGUUAGUAUUUAUCUUUAUAUUAAACUAUAAAUAUAAAUUAAUUUUAGUAAAAACAUAGAAUACCACAUAAGUUAGUUGAUACAAAAAAUUUGAUUGCUGUAAUUUCAAACAAUUUCGAAUUAUUUGCUUGUACAAGUAGAUUUACUAUUCAUAUUUGGAAUAUUAAAGAACUUAAUUAAAUAAAGUAUUUAGGGGUUUUAGAAUCAGAUGAAUAUGAAAUGUAAGAAUUAGAAUUUUCUCAUGAUUGUUAAUAUUUAAUUUCAUCUAGUUAAGAAUUUAUUCUAUUAAUAUGGGAUGUGAAAUAAAUGAAAUUAAUAAAGAAAUUUACUAGUAAGAUUUAAAUAUCUGGCUUACUAUUUUCUUCUGAUAGAUAAGUAUUAGUCUCACAUUCUAAAUAUGAGAUAGUUUUGUGGGAUAUGUCAAACAUUCAAGAGCCAAUUAUUGUUAGGGAAAUAUAAAAUAUAUACGAAAUUGUAUUUUUGAUUGUAUCAAAAAUGCUAAGUCAUAUGAUUUUAUAUUUAAAGACUUAAAAAUUUAUAAUUAGGAAAACUUAGAAUGAUGAAUCAAUUUAAGUAAUUUCGAAAGAGUUAAGUUUUGCAAUUUUUAACGAUGAUGGCAAUAAAUUUGCUACAUAUCAUAGAGGAAUGGUUGAAAUUUGGAAAUUAUAAGACAAUAUUUUUGUAAUAGAGCAUACUCUUGAAGCUCUUAAUAUACUUCUAUUCUUUAGUUCAAAUAAUAAUAAUAUCCAACUUUAAAAGAAUAACUAUAAUUAUAAAUGUUUACUUAAAGAAAUAUUAACUAAAGAUCAUGAGUUUUGCCAAUAUCCAUAGUUUGAAAAUUAAAGUUUUUAAUUAAUUUUGACAGUUUAAAAUGAAUUUAUAGAAAUUUAGAAAGUAGAAUAAUAAAGCUACUAUUAUAUAUAAAAAUAUCCAAUAAUAGAGGCUUAUUUUUCUUCAGAUUCUUCUAUUUUAUGUUUUGCAAUUGAAAACAAAUAAAUCAUCAUAAUUGAUAUUUCUACAAGAAUAAUUAUAAGUCAAAUUAAUAUUGAUACUAGUAAAAUUUGCCGUUUAUAAUUAUCCGAAGUAGAUGAUAUUUUAGCAAUAGCACAUUAAAAUAAAGAAUAGAUCUAAAUUGAUUUAUUUACAAUUAAGGAUCGAAAAAAUCCUCAUUAUCUUUAAUCCACUCAAUGUUCUGAUAUUCCUCAUACAAUGUUAUUUAUGAAUAAUAAUUAAUAUCUUAUAAUAGGGGUCUAUUUCAUAAUUGAACGCUUUGAUCUUGAUAAUUUUAAAUAACCUCAAUUAGUAGGUUUUACAAAAAAAGAUAAACAAUUUAUAUAACAUUUAGAUGGAUAGCAUCUAAUAUAUGUUAAUUAAAAAGGAUAUAUUUAGUUUUUAACUUCACAUUCUAUCUGUAAUAUUUCUGGAAUUCAUAUUUUAGAUUAUGCAAAAUAACAUUUCUGUUAUUUUUUAAGAGAUACCUAUAUCAUAUAAAUAUUUUUAUAAUAAAGUUAAAAUCUUGAUUAUAAAAAAAUAAAUGCAAUUACUAAUUUAUGCUAAGACACUGAUUAAUAAUUAAAUAUAAAAUUUCAUGUAAAAGCUAUCUUACAAACAAAUACAUUAGAUUUAUUGAUAUUUAUAGCAGAAUAUAAGUAGAAGAAGUUAUAAUUUAUAAUUUUUGAUUUAAAAAAGAAUGCGAUAAUAAACAUAAUUGAAGAUGAAGAUGAAUAUUUAUGUCAUUUUUAAUUGUCAGAAGAUGAUUAAUAUCUUGUGUGUGCUUAUGCAGAUUCUCAUAUUAAAGUUUGGGAUAUGAAAACUUAUAAGGUUCUCUUUAAGUAAAAGGUAAACACUGAUUCUUUAGAUAAGGUUUUGAUAUCAACUAAAGGCAUGGUAGUAAGUUGUUAUAGCAGCAAAUUAAAAAUUUGGAACUUUAAAGCAUUAAUGCAACAAUAGAAUCUUGAAAUGGAGGGACAUAAUUACUCAUUAUAGAAUUUAAUGGUCUCACCAGAUGGUUAAUUAUUAUCUUCCGAGUCAUCUUGUGAAAUAAAAUUUUGGGAUUUAGAAGAAUUAAAAUUAUUAUAUGAAGAAGAAGAUAUACAAGUUUCCCAUGGUAAAUUUGAUAAUACUGGUGCCUAUUAUGCAUUUACAAGUUAGAAAGGUAUUGUGGUAUGUAAAUUUAUGAGUAAAUUUAUUAUUGAAAAAUUUAUAAUAGAUGAAGGAGAAGAAGCAAUCUUUUAUUUUACUUCUGAUUCUUAACAAAUAGUUAAAAAUUUUUCAGAAGAAAGCAUUUUAUGUAAUUUGAAAGAAGUUGAAAAAUUGAAAUUGAGUAGAUUGCCUUCUCGUUUUUCCAUUUAAAAACCCAUCAUUAAAUAUACUUUUUCACAUAAUUGGAAGUAUGCCAUAGCUCAUAGCGCAUUCUAAAUAUUUGAAGUAGAUUCUGAAAUGAAAUUGAAGGAAAUACAUUGUAAGGAAUUUUUAGAAUGUAAAGUUCAGACAUUUUGCUUAUCAAAUUGCUUAAACAUGAUUGCAAUAUAAUUUGAUUAGGAAUAAAUAUUUAUAUUUUCUCUUUUGCAAAUGGAAAUCAUCAAAAAAAUUGAAUGUAAUUAUCCAAUAGAACAAUCCAGUUUCUCUUUAAAUGACGAGUUUUUUAUAUUAAUAUGUUGCUAAGAAUAUUUAGUUUUUCAAAUAGUUAACAAUUAAAUUAAUUAGAUAAAAAGAGUAGAGGUUUUUUUUAAAUGUUUUCCUACAAUAUUUCCAUUUUAAGAGAAUUAAUUUAUCUUUAUGUAUUUCUAUUAUAUUCAAGUUUUUUAGAAUUUCGAAUUCUCUAAACAACUAUAGACUGAUAUGGGUGGAAGUAUUGUUAGUGCUUUUUGUACAAGAGAUAAAUUAAUAGCAAUUGCAUCAAAUAGUGAUUAAAGAAUUCAAAUAUAUAAAUUAAAAAGUUCAACUGAAAUCGAGAAAUUAGCUACUUUGAA